This is a messenger RNA of Zingiber officinale, 865 nucleotides long. RefSeq names its product remorin-like. The record is from RefSeq and is a predicted model, not a curated record. The transcript has 5 exons. The coding region runs from base 93 to 617 and encodes 174 amino acids. NCBI's taxonomy places the organism in Eukaryota, Viridiplantae, Streptophyta, Magnoliopsida, Zingiberales, Zingiberaceae.
AGUGGAUGGCUCCGCGCGAGCUCAGUGUGGUCUAUUUUAUCUUCUCCGUUGAGUUGUUUCCGUGCCAGCGAUAGCAGAGAGAGAGAGAGAGAAUGGCCGAUGAGGAGGUGAAGGCGCAAGUUUCGACGGAUCCUCCGCCACCUCCGCCACCGACGGCGGAGGAGAAAUCGGACGAUUCCAAAGCUGUCGUAGUUGUGGAGAAUCCCCCUGCAGAAGAAAAAAGUGUACCAAAGGCAAUUGAUAGAGAUAUUGCUUUGGCACAGGUAGAGACUGACAAGAAAUUGUCUAUGAUCAAGGCAUGGGAGGAGAGUGAAAAAACUAAAGCAGAAAAUAAAUCUCAAAAGAAGUUGUCAACUAUAACUUCAUGGGAGAACUCCAAGAAAGCAGAUUAUGAAGCAGAGCUGAAAAAGAUCGAGGAAAAAUUAGAGAACAAGAAGGCAGAAUAUGCUGAGAAAAUGAAAAACAAAAUUGCUAUGAUUCACAAAGCAGCAGAAGAGCAGAGAGCAGCUGUUGAAGCCAAGCGCGGUGAAGAGCUAUUGAAGGCCGAAGAAGCUGCUGCAAAAUAUCGCGCCACAGGGCAGACACCAAAGCAAGGCUGUAGCUGCUUCAGCUCAUGAACAAGAUCUUUGUUCUUCAUGCAUGUUUUCUUGCUUGUGGUGUUAUGUCAAGUAUGUGAGUGUUAUUAAAGAUUUCAGCUUGUAUCGUUGUAAAAAAUGGGUGAUGUUUGUUUGUAAGUUUAAAAUCCUCAGAAACAAAAACGACAUUUAGGUUAUGCAUUUAUGUUAUUUGUGAGACAGUUGACUGUAUGUAUUGUCUCAAGAUACCUUAUUCUUUCAAGAAUGGAUUAAUGUAUUUUGUGUCUGAA